This is a messenger RNA of Pteronotus mesoamericanus, 2093 nucleotides long. RefSeq names its product bridging integrator 2 (gene BIN2). The record is from RefSeq and is a predicted model, not a curated record. NCBI's taxonomy places the organism in Eukaryota, Metazoa, Chordata, Mammalia, Chiroptera, Mormoopidae. Gene Ontology annotation, biological process: plasma membrane tubulation; podosome assembly; phagocytosis, engulfment. The transcript is spliced from 13 exons. Gene Ontology annotation, cellular component: phagocytic cup; cytoplasm; podosome. Gene Ontology annotation, molecular function: phospholipid binding; protein binding. Bases 44 to 1750 code for a protein of 568 amino acids.
ACAGGGCUCCCGCCAGGGCCGGCGCCCCCUGGGAACCGAGAGGAUGGCUGAGGGCAAGGCUGGCGGUGCUGCCGGCCUCUUCGCCAAGCAGAUGCAGAAGAAGUUCAGCAGGGCCCAGGAGAAGGUACUGCAGAAGUUGGGGAAAACUGUGGAAACCAAAGAUGAACGGUUUGAACAAAGUGCCAACAACUUUUAUUAUCAGCAGACAGAGGGCCUCAAGCUAUACAAGGACCUGAAGAACUUCCUUAGUGCAGUCAAAGUGAUGCAUGAAAGUUCAAAGAGAGUGUCCGAAACCCUGCAGGAGAUCUACAGCAGUGAGUGGGACGGCCAUGAGGAACUGAAGGCCAUCGUAGGGAAUAAUGAUCUCCUCUGGGAAGACUAUGAAGAGAAACUGGCUGACCAGGCUUUGAGGACCAUGGAAACCUAUGUAGCCCAGUUUGGAGAGAUAAAGGAAAGAAUCGCCAAGCGCGGUCGGAAACUCGUGGACUAUGACAGUGCCCGACACCACCUGGAGGCGGUGCAGAAUGCCAAGAAGAAAGAUGAGGCCAAGAUUGCCAAGGCAGAGGAAGAGUUCAACAAAGCCCAGCAUGUGUUUGAAGAUCUGAACCAGGAACUACUAGAGGAGCUACCCGUUCUUUAUAAUAGUCGUAUUGGCUGUUAUGUGACCAUCUUUCAAAACAUUUCCAACUUGAAGGACGUCUUCUACAGGGAAAUGAGCAAGCUGAACCACAAUCUCUAUGAGGUGAUGAGCAAACUGGAGAAGCAACAUUCCAACAAAGUCUUCGUGGUGAAGGGACUCUCAAGCAGCAGCAGACGCUCUUUAGUCAUCUCCUCCCCAGUUCGAACAUCUGCAGCCCCCAGCCCUCUUACCUCACCUACCAGCCCCUCAGCACUUUCCUUGACGAGUGAAAAGGACUCCAUCUCAGCAAGUGAAGAAGAGCUAGCAUCUGACCAAGCCCAGGGAGAAGACAACACUGAGAUUAAAGAAGAGCCUGUAAAAGUCAAGGAAGUAGAGAAGAAAGAGGCUGAAGCAAGCUCCUCUGAGGAGGAAGAGCCUCUGCCAGCCUGCAAUGGUCCCAGCCAGGCCCAGCCCUCUUCCACCGCUGAGGGUGGCAAGUCCCAGGAGGAAGUUCCCCCUGGCUCCCCAGCUCCAUCCCCAGGCAGAGCUCCGGUCCCUUCAGAGCAGCCUUCAUCUCCCCCGGAGGUGGUCUUCCGAACCCGAACCUCAAGUGAAGGGUCUGAACAACUGAAGAAGAGAGCCCCCGUCCAGAGGACCUCAGCACCCCCUAAUAGGCCUCCUCCGCCCAAAGCCACACCCAGCCCUAGGACCUCCUCAGGGAACGUACCCUCCAGUCCUACAGCUUCUGAGCAGGGUUCACCUACCAGUCCCAGGGCUUCUGUGGGGUCUGGGACUCCAAGUCCUAGUCCUAGGGCCUCUUUGGAGGUGUCUCUUGAUCCACAGCCACCAGAGAAGCCAACAAGAACUUCUGAAGACAGAGAAAACGAAAACAUUGACCACCCAAACCCAGAACUUUGUACUUCCCCCACCUCAAUGAUCCCUCAGGUUUUUUCAGAGUCUGACAUGGCAAGUAAGAUGGAAGACAAGGAAGAGAACAAUAAGCUUAUCUUGGCGGAGUCCCCUGAGAGCCCAGAUCUCCAGCUUCAUGUCUCUGCUGUUUCAGAAGACAGCAACAUCACCGCACCUGAGCCUGAAGAAGAGGUAUCUGCAAUUCAAAGUGCACAACUCUGAAGAGGAACUGCCAAGACCUCCCCACACACACACCUCCCAGAGAAACUCCUCAACUAGAGGGUCUAUAAGUCAGAGGGACUUAAGUCAACAUUCAUGUCCAGAUUCUCAAGCCGUAUGGGUGCUGAUGGCCUCUAAAGACCAGCACUCAUAGAGGCUGAGGAGCAGAAUUAGGGGAGGGAGAGAGGCAGGCUUGAGAGAGGAGAUUGUUAGACUCAGGGAAUAUUUAAUUCAGAUUUUGGCAAUUGUUAGAAUAAUAAGACUAUAUUAAUUAAAGUGGGGCUAAAAUGACUAUAACUAGCAAAAGCAUCCAUAGAUACACAUACAUAACCACAUGCACUCAAGG